GCUGCGCACGGUUGAGGCCUUAUAUCGUUGUAUUCUUGAGUUGCUGUCUCAUAAAUUUAAUAUCAAAAAAUUCUUAACAUAUUUUCCUACUAUACUUGUGUCUAAACAUACCUUCAAAUAUUCAUUAAAGCCUCAUACGACCUGAAAACUCCCAGCUUUAAAUGAUUUCGUUUGUUGACGUAGCCAUGUUAGGUAGCCGGUCAGUCCUGCAGCUAAGUUUGGAUAAGGUAAAUGGAGUAAUCAAUAGUCAAAAUAAGAAUGAGAGGAACAGUAUAACAAUAAAACAUGCAGCCAGCAUUUAAUCAAAUGAGAGGUUGUAUUUCUAAAUAAGAUAGUUGAUAUCAAAGGAAAUUAGUGAAACCUUUGUAACAUCAAUUUAUUUGUCAUUAGCUUUCUGUGGUUUCAAAAUUAAUCGUACACAGGACAUGCUUACCCGUAUCGAAUCAGUUGAGAUACAUAAACAUCAAAUGCUGGUGGUAAAUGGAUAAGAGGUAAACGACUAUUUACAAAGUGGGUAAAUGUGUGGACGAAGGUUACUAUUAAUGAAUAGAAUUUAUCAUAUUUAGUUGUUUACAUUGUCUCUUUCAUGUUUAUGGAGAAAAAUAUCCAAAAGAAACCAAGGGGAAGUCGCUACCGGAAAUGACGGCUGUUAGUAAAACUAUAUUUUUGUCGAUCAAUAUUUGCUUUAAUGAUGAAUGCAUAUUGUAUCUUUUUUUCAUUAUUAAACAUGUACAAAUUUACAUUUAACUUUUCACUGUUUUGGGUUUUUUUCCCCUCACAUACAUAUAAUUGGUUAAUGACGCAAUAAAUGUUUCUUUGAUUUGAGUUUUUCCCUCACAAAGUGUUGGGUAUGGUGCUAUUUAGUUUAUUCAGACUUUUAUGUUCCCCGAAAAAAUUCGGGGGAAAAAAUAGUCGCCGUUAGGUACAUCUUAGCUCGUAUCAUCAGAAAUUGAUAUAAUUGAUCACAUAUGUUCCUCUAGACAAGGACGUUUGAACCAAGGUCAUUUGGAAAGGUCAAGAUCAUUCAACGUAUAAAAAUUAAUUCAACGUUUUGUGAUAUAAAAGUUCCUAUUUCCUAAAUCUUUCAUCAAAAAUUGAUCACAAAUAUUGCAUGAGAUGGGGGCGUUUGAACCAAGGUCAUUUUGGAAAGAUCAAGGUCACUCGGAAUAUUUACUUUAUAUGAGGAAAAAUGCCUUACUUCAACAAAUUUUGAACAGGUAUUGAAGUAAUAGGGAAAUAAAUUUCAGACAAGGUCAUUUUGUAAACAUGAACGUCACUCACAAUGUAUGAAAAUACACCCUUCAUUUCACCAAUAUUUCAACAAUUAUUGAUCAUUAUGUCAGUCCUUCUAUGAAAUAGUUCAUCGGUUAGAUGUAUUUCCUGGAGCAUCCAUAGUUUUACUGAAAUUCUAGUUAGAGUCUAUUGUUGUAAGUUGAAGAUUUUGUAUAAGUCCGUUAUGCACCAAUGAAGGAGUCGUUGAUGACUUGAUUGCGUAACACAACUCAAAUGCUUUUUAUUCGCAAAGUAUAAAAAGGAAGUAAAAAUUGACAACUCAAUGUGUAAAGAAUAAAACAUAAAUGUAUUCUAUGAGUCUGUAAUCCUUUAAAUUUGAUACGCCAUGAUACUUUGUCGUUUAAACGGAACAGUUGGGUUCUUUAAAACGUUUGUUUUGCUGUUUUCCGUCACACUCAACAAUGUUUCAGUUAUCUGGUGGCGCCCAGUUUUUAUUGGUGGAAGAGAGAACACAGAUACAAUGUGACUGGGAAGAGACCACCGACCUUCCGAAAGUAAACUGGGAAACGUUCUCAUUUACCGGCGCGAGUGAGAUUUGAACCCGCGCCGACCAGAGGUGAGAGGCCGUGUGAUUUUGAGCUACGAUGCUCUAACCACUAGGCCACGGAGGCCUAACAUAUCACUCUUAAUAAUGUAACAUUGCUACAUAACGAUGGGAAGUUAACGACCAAGGAGAUAUUCUGUAUAAAGUAUAAAGUUGAGCUGUUGCAUCGCCAUUAACGUCUUUGUUCACAAUGAAAUCAUCACCAGCAGUAUAUUAGAAUAUAUUUUAUUUCAAAUGAUGAAAGCAUGGAAAGAUAUCGAAUUCAAUGUAUUUUUAAUAUCCCGUGGUUCUCAAUCAUUGUACAUUACUCCUGUUCCUUUAGUAGGUCGUAUUGCCGCUUGAUUGACACAAUUACUUAAUUAUACAAACGUAGCAAUCUUUUAGAAAUAAUUUUACAUGACUUCAAGGAGACGCGAAGCGGAUUCUACAGCAAACACAUUGUCAAUGGUUAACCCAUAGACAUCCCUAGGCAACUAAAUUAAAAGAAGAAUACUUGCCCGAAGGAUUUAAUUAACAUAUGCAUAUUAUUCCAAAUGUGGAAUACAUCAGCAUUUCUAAAAGUGGACCAGCGAUGUCUAAUUACUUGUGGGAGUACGUAUCUGUUUCAAUUUGAAUCAAAAUACUAAGCCCCUCCUAAAAGUACAAACACAGAAUCACUAUCACAACAGGCAUGGUGGUGUUGACCCAAGAAGACAAAUUAAAUUUGCUUUCAGCUAUGAAAUGAGAAUAAUUUUGGCAUGUAUAUUUGUUUUGUGAAAGAAACAACAGAUAUUUAGUUCCAAUUGAUUACAUUACAUAGUGUCUUAAAGGUAGACAGGUCAAUGACAUGAAAAAAUAGUUGAAAAUGAUUUUCUUUUUCAUACAUGGUAGUAUCGUAGUUUAGGGGACCUGCAAUACAAAUACAUGUUUGUCCAAAAAGUGUGGGGGGUUUGUCACUGAAGGAUGUUAUGGAAAUGGUAUUGUCCCUGAAAAAUCUUAAAUUGAUUAAAGAACCUUAGUCGUGUUAAGGAGGUAUGCUACACCCGGGAAAUUUGAAAUUUUAAAGUUAAAAACUUUCAAAUUUACUUUAUUUAGUCAAAAAAUGCAGAUUUAGUGGUGUAGAAAGCAAUCGGAUUUUAAAAAAAAAAAAAAAAAAAAACACCCUGGUGGACUCGAACCCGCAAUCUACAGUUCAGUAGUCGACGUGCUUUUUUCUUCUCUUUUAGUAGUUGACGUGCUAACCUACUGAGCUACUCGGCUAGGUGAUGAGUUUUGAAAUGAAUAGGCAAAUAUUGCUGAUAAUUAUAUUUUCAUACAUGUUUUAAAAGGAAGUCAGACGAUGAAAAGUACCUCCUUAAACUUACAUAAAAAGUAAACGACAAACCUUCACUUUAAUCUAUUCUUACCAGAGUUUAUUUUACCAGAAACUCUCAUCUUAAACAAUGGAUAUAUUCUUACCAGAGUUUAUUUUACCAGAAACUCUCAUCUUAAACAAUGGAUAUAGUUCCACUCUCCGGUGACAUGAUGUUUUGCGAGAUCAAUGCUUAUUUAGAUUUAUGCAUGAUAUUACCAUAAAUUUUGUUGGAGUCUUUUCCAAUGGUUAUUAUAAAAAAAAAAUCUUUUUAAACAUAAACUAUUUCAAAAGUCCAUGAUAUAUAUAAAUAUGUUUCAAAAUAUUAAAUCCAUGGGCAAUAACUCUGUUUUCAUUGAAUCCUUUAUCCCGUUUUCAUUAAAAAGCUCGAGGGGUACGUAUUUGUUCAACUCAUCAUUUUGAAUUCCUUAUAGAAGUGAUGAGAUUGAUCAAUGUUCGUUAUCUCCACCUUUACGUACAUGUACAUGAAACUAACUUUCAGACAAACUAAAUCUAAAUGAUUUUGAUGUUAAUCACAUAUCCGUUGUGAAUAUUCUCAGUUGAUUUAAAUGUAAAACUUAUACGGUACCAAUAAAAUGUUCUCUUUAAUUUAUUAGAUUACAGGAUAUGUAAGAAUAUACAUGUAUGUACUUUUUUCUGCAAUGUUUGCGAUCUUCAUCCCCCGUUUAACAAACCAAAUGAAUGCAUUUUAUUACUUAUAAUUUUCUGUAUUUAAAAAAGUACUUUAUGUACACGUAACAGCUGAAAUGAUCAGACUUUGACUUAUCCCCAUAUUUGGACGUUGGUAACGGGAAACAGUCCAAGAAGUACAUACUCUAAACUCAUAAGAUAAUCCCUUAUAAUUAUUGUAGACGUAUAACAUUUACCCGCCACUGGAUUUUACAGGGCUUGAAAUAUGUCUCCUAUUCAGUCUUUUGUACUAUUUUCUAUUAUUUUUUAUAAGGUGAAAUUAAUGAAAUGAUGCAAAUUUUAAGGGUUUUUCGAAAACAUUAAGUUCUCCCAAUAAAGUAAUUCAAGAAAUCAAAAGAUUUUGUCAUUUAUUUAUCCGGGAGUGACAGAAAUUAUUGCUUCUUUUAUCGUUUAGUACAUUUUUCUAAACAAGAUACCACGAUUUACCUAAAAUUUGCUCCCCCCCCCCCCCCUUUAAAUCCGUCAGACUGAACAUAAUGUGUUUUUGACAAGCAAUGAAUUUCAAUAAGAAUUAAGCAGAAAGCACACAGUGAAUGCAAAUAUAAUAAUUCAAAAAUCGUUAUUUUUAGUAUGGAAACAUGUCCCCUGCUGUGGCCUCGUUACCUGAGACAACACGUUUCCUAAUGGUUAUGGAAACUAAUUUUUCGGUCCUCAAGCAAACUCUUCGGAACACGUACUCGGUGAAUGUAACAGCAGUGUGUCUUUGUGCAACACAGAAGAUAACUAAUAGGAUUUUUUGUCCCCUCUAACAUAUUCACUCAACAUUACUUUUUUCAAUAUAAAUCCAUUGUUUUUAUGCAAGCCAAAUAAUCAACUUGAAAUAAGUCGCUGGCUGCUCAAAUAAACUAGCAUAAAAUUGAUACAGAUGUCCUUAGCCUUGAAGUAAGCCUAUUGUACAUGCAGCAGGGGUACAUAACCAUUUUUAUUUCAAUUCCUUUCUUUAACUGAUUUGAAAACCUUAUCAGUCAGAAUAAAGAUGCUAAUAAAACCCAUUAAGUCUGACGAAUGAGUGUUUUUGCUGCAUAUCAUGUAAUUGAUUUACAGAUGAAUUUACCAUUAGACCCAACAUGUACAUAGGUUGACUUCCCGUGCUUGUCAUGAUUUUCAUUUACAAUUCAUCCUGCAGUAAUUGACCUGAUAGUUAUCGAACUGAAAAAUUAAAGUAGUUUGCUAUAUCUUUGGAAUUUAACACAUAUAAUCAACGGAUAAAGCACCACAAAGCUUGUUUAAAUCGGGAAAACAGAGCCCCGCUACAUAUCGUAUCAGAUAUGAUAUCACAGUAUGGAAAACGGCAACGGCUGUAGGCUACAGCACGAAGCCAUCCGUGUGUACAGAACAAAAAGCCACAAAGAACAUUGAAUGUUGAAGUGAAUUUGAAACUACCGGGUGAAGUUCAGUAAGAAAAUGUCUACGUGUGUGCUCGGUGUCUUGUACAGAAUCUUGUUGGCCAUGUGUUGGAUCCUCUCAACAGUAGAUGGACAAGCCUGUCAUCUUUACGAUGAGACUAACACUUUGUUAACAUCGUCUAAUACCUUGUUAACAUUGGAAUGCAGCUUCAUUUGCGGGACGUCUUCCGCGUGUACGAGGUUUCGUAUUUGUCGGGAAUUUCAUCAAGAAAACUGCACUGUUUAUAGGACCGUUUCUAAAAUUAACUGUGGGGAUUCCGCAACAAGCACCGUGUGCAUACUUUUCUCAAAGGAAACAAGCACCGCCGAUCAACACACAACAGCAUCGUCUACUGUUGGACAAACUGACGUGAUGACAACAACAGAAACAACCCUAACAACAGCAGCAGCUAAACCAACAACAGAAGCAUCAACAACUACAACCGAUGUAGCAACAACGACUACAACACCAGCAACUACAACACCAGCAACAACAACAUCCACAACCACAACACCAGCAACAACAACAACACCAGCAACCACAACACCAGCAACAACAACUACAACACCAGCAACAACAACUACAACACCAGCAACAACAACCACAACACCCGCAACAACAACUACACCAGCAACCACAACACCAGCAACAACAACCACAACACCCGCAACAACCACAACACUAGACCCAAUCUGUGUUGCAUUUCCAUCUCUGUGUCAGAACCCAUAGUAUGAAUGAACUAUGUAAAACAGAAUUAGAACAGGACACUGUCAGUUUACAUGUUUUCGCAAUGAUCAUGAAAACAUGAAUUGAAAAUGUUUUCUAUUCAAUGUUUUACAACGCCACUUGAAUUCCCUGUCUGUCUGUCAAAGUUAAGUGGGUAAUAAAUAUCCUUUAGUU
This is a messenger RNA of Ostrea edulis (European flat oyster), 6164 nucleotides long. RefSeq names its product integumentary mucin C.1-like. The coding region runs from base 5283 to 5993 and encodes 236 amino acids. NCBI's taxonomy places the organism in Eukaryota, Metazoa, Mollusca, Bivalvia, Ostreida, Ostreidae. The record is from RefSeq and is a predicted model, not a curated record. The transcript has 2 exons.